GGAUAUUUGACUGCGUGAAUCUAUUGUCACGUGGGUUGCUUAAGCGCCGAGCUACAUCUACAGUUUGUAGAUGACGCUUACAGUGAAAGACAGCAAACUUCGAAAUGAAAAAACUGAUAUUCUGUAUCGUCUUUAUUGCUGCAGUGAAUGGCCAAGACCCAUGUACAUAUGCGAAGUCUUUUCCUGACACUAACAAAAGAUCUCCAACAUAUGCUUUGAAAGCAGGUGAAACACCUAUUUCUGACCAAUACAUAGAAGAGGGGUGGUAUGGAGAAUUGGGUGUUGAACUACACAGCGAAAACAGUCCAGGUCCAAACAAAUGUGGUACAGUUUAUCCUGUAUAUCUGAAAGAUAAUGUUACAGAAUCAGAUAAUGAACAGGAUGUUAAUCUAUGUAUCCAUGUUUCGAAUGAAUGUGAUUUGGAGUUUACAACAAAAAUGAAACGCUGUGAAUUUAUCACUGUUUAUUAUUUAAAGAGACUCCCGCUUGCGUCUGCAGGUUAUUGUGCAGGUUUGCUAGGAAAUAAAAGUGAUUAUCCCGAUUACAAGACAGCAAAUAUAAACGUUACAGUGGACAUAAAUUAUAUCUCACCAACUGACCAGCCUUUCCUAUUUUACUGUGACUUUAAACAAUCUACUGAAAUAUUGUGGUAUACUGUAUUUUGGUAUGUCGACGAUCGAGUAAUAGCAAAAUCCAACUCAAGUAUAGGGUCACCUACUGUAAUAAACGAAACCAAGCUGGAAGAACAAACCCUUAAAGCUAAAGGGAUAACAUCAGUUGGCUUUAAGGUGAAGUGUGCCGUGAGAGCCAGCUUUGAGCAUGAUGGACCACUGUGUUUAUCAUCCAUUAGUGAAGCUACAUUUAUCGGUUUGGAGAUUCUAACGCCGUUAAUAACCAUUGGUCCUAACCAAAAGGAUUCAAUCAGACUUCGACCAACUGCACCUAUUUGCCAUUCAAAUGAAGCAAAUUGUCAGCUAAAUGUAGAGAUUAACUAUCCAAAAGUAGAUAAAUGUGAUGACCGGGCAAUGUUUGGGCACAGUAACUGUAUUUUAGAUAUUACUGGUACAGAAUGGGAUCAAGUAUUUGAAAUGGAAGUACAAUUAUCCCCUGCUCAAAUCUAUGUUGACAGAUCAUUUAUCCAUUAUAUAAAAUUAAGAACAGUGGCUUUGUUUCCACCUCACCGUAUUUGGGGGAACAGUAGUAUUGGUGAUAUACAGAUUCAUCUUGUACCCGAUACACGUUCAAUUGAAACCAAAAUGUGCAAGGCCGAAACUGAUCCGCAUAUGUUCACAAGUGAAAGCAACUAUUAUGAGCACAGGCGCGAAGGGGUUUUUACUUUAUACGAGAAUAAAGAGUGGCUACAAGAGGUUCAGAUUCAAACAAAAUCGUGUAAUGGUGAAGCGUAUUGUAGCUGUGGCACGGCAAUUAGAGCUGGAAAAGCCGUCUACAUCCUGAAUCACUGUGAGGGUAGUUGGGAAAUAAACUAUAGGCAUUGUGAUGACAGAAAAUAUUUACUUGAUGUCAAAAAAAAAGAUGAUAAGACCUAUACGAUUGUACUUCCAAGUUCAACGUUAAUAACAGUCAACCUGAUAAAUAGACAUGGUGGGAAUUUUACAAAUGUAUUCAUAACACCAUCGUAUGCUGAUGUGAACAUUUCCCGCGGUUUGUGUGGAAAUGUUAAUCACUAUAAAUAUAACCCUAACGCAAAUGAAAGAAUACUUCGAAAUGGGGAAGCUUCAAGGACCACUAGAGAAUUCUCAAUGUCAUGGAAAGUUACAGGUAACAUUACAGAUCUGUUUAGCGAUGAUUUAGAUAAUCUCACUUCUCUCAACUACCAAGACUUUUACUGUAAUUGUAAUCCUAACGAAGAUGAUACAAAUGAUGCAACAAAUGAUGUAACGUGUAGGCGAAACUGUGGUGCCGCUUUUAAGAAUCACACUACCAUAAGGGAGUGUUCCACAAAGCUGUCUGUAAAGGAAUACCGAUUUCGCCGUGAAGUAAAACAUAGGAUUGUACGGAGUGUCGAAGAUAUGUGGAGAAGCGGUUGGACAGAAGAAAGGGCCAUAUCAUAUUGUACAGAGCUGUUUAAGAAUUCUUCAGCUGUACAGAUUUGUAAAGAUAUACCAACGGUUGACUUAAAUGGUCCAAUGAACAACUGUAUCGCAGAUAUUAAAUCUAUGGGAGAUGCUAGAUGUUCACCCAUAGCUGUAGAAUCAGUAAAGACCCAAUGCUAUCAUGAGGUUGAAUUUAAUACAACUUUACAAGAAGAAACUGAACCAGGAAAACCUUCUGUAUUUAAUCAAGUUAAACGUGUAGCUUGUCCAUAUGAAUGUUCAAACAAAGGCGAUUGUGUUGAAGGAAUAUGUAUAUGUGAGAAGAAUUAUGGUGGUAGUGAUUGUUCAGUGAAUAUCAGCGACCCACCUGUAAUGGAAUAUCUCUCAGAAGAUGGAUAUUGUGAUUUAUCAGAUGAUGAAUGUUCUGAAGUUUCUGUUUUUGGUGGAAUUUUCGUAGAAACUGAAAAUACAUCUUGUAAAAUCAAUUAUAUUCAGAUGAUUGAAAACAACACAGUCCAGAAUGAAGAGGAAACAAUUCACAGGCCGGAUGUGGAAAGUAUCAGUGAAGCAAUUUGUUUCCUACCAAAUCAUAGCAAUCGGCGGGAAACGGAGAAACCAGAAAAUGAAUUUGUGAAAGUUUACAAAAUAUCUGUAGCUAAUAAUGGUAUAGCUUACAGUGAUGAAGGUCUGAUGGUUAUUUUUAACUCUAGAUGUCAAUACUGUACAAUAAAUGGUCUAGAUGUCAAUUGUUCCUUUACAGGUGAUUUCUGUAUGUCUGGAGGGGUUUGUUAUGAAAAUGGUGAACCACAUGCUAGCCAUAAAUGUUAUGUUUGUUCCGUCAACAACGGUUCUAGAUCGUGGAACUAUUCAACAGUAAACGAAGAGUAACAGCUUCUCCUCAAUUUGCAAAGACUGGUAUCUGGCUAGUAAAAUUUGCUAACAAAAAGCCAUAACCCGAAACCAAAUGCACCGGAAAGGUUAUCUUUUGAUUAUCAUAAAGUAGGGUAUUCUGCAGAAUAACCAAAAAGCAAAAGUAUCCAAAGAAGGCUUCAUCUUGCUUUAACUCCGUACCAGUCAUCAAUGCUUCAACGUAAUACUUUACAGGUUUCGUCACUAAGUUCAAAACCCCUCAGAUUCAACGUUAGAAAAAAAUAUCGCAAAUACCAAGUCUCGCUAUUUCCAACUGAAAUGCCUUCCUGUGAUAACCAAGUUGCAAGGUUCAAGAUUCGCUCAAUGUCAAAGUUGCUGGAACUAAUUCACUUCUGUUCUUCCAUUAAGCUAUGAAGUAUGCGUGUGUUUGGUUUUUGUUUUCCUUAAGUUUUUCAACAUACAGCGUUAUGUGUUUGUAUCACGACCUCUGGUUUGGGAAUGUUAUUAUUCACAUGGCUGCGGUAAAGGGAGAUAGCGUACUUAAAAGCUUGGGAUUUUCAGACCAAUCUAGCAACGGCUAGAUGUUGUAAUACUCGCCGUCGUGUUCUGACAUGAAAUGUUAGUGAUACUAGAAAUAAAUAUAAGAACUAUGAGGGGAAUUUUGCCCGGACAGCAGCGUUACGGCCUACUUUUUCGAAAUCCAACCGUCAAUGGUUCUUUCACGUGCACGCCAAUAUGCACAUGAAGCCUCUUUUUGCGUGCGAUCCGACAACACAGACUAGGGGGGAACAUUCAAUUUAACUCACGGCCUCCAGUUUAGCGAGCCAACGUCUUACUCACUGAGCCACGAUAGGUACCAAGGAACAUCGAAGCAUGAUGUAGCGGUACUACUAAAACAAUUAGUUCAGAUGUUGGGUGGGGGUGAAAUGUCCCACAAAUUUACGGUGAGGGUUAUGCCGGGCCUGCGGACUGUGAGCGUGGCAUCUAGAAAGUAGUCCAAUAUAGCCAUAUUAAUGUUUGUAUGUAUAUCUUAAGAAUCAAAGGAUCUGUUUUGGUGUGCAUCAGACCGCAACUUCUUAGGUUAUGGACCUUGUACAAAAUGUGAACUUGUACAGGGUUUCUGGACCAACUGGAGCCCCCAAUUGCUCAGAUUAUGAAGUAACCUAACAUAUGUUAAAGAUCACAAGAUCUUGAAGGAGUUUGAUUUAAGUCUGUAUUAGACUGCACUUUCUUAGGUUGUGGUCAUUGUCCGAUUUCAAUGACACUUGUUGCCAUGGAAAUAAUGAUAUCAACCAACACAUUUUGUGAGGUUUUGGUCAUAUAUAUUCUGUUCUAUCUUGAUUCCUACCCCCGUUAGCAUUAUGUAUCAGUGGAUAUCCAAAGAAAUGAUCGUAAAAUCGUAUCUUCGUGUACUGGCCGUCAUAUUUAUAUUAUUAAUGCAUUCUAAUGACGCUAUUUUUGCGUUAUGACAUCAAAAUGACGUCACAGACAUGAUUUGACUCCAUCUUCGAAUUAUUUGGAUACAUGUUUCUAACUGUCCAUAAUACGAUUUGUCCGUUAUUUGAAUAUUAAAUUCAAAUUGACGGCCAUCUUGAAUUUAUGUCCAAUUUUUGAAGACUUUAGUUUUUACAUGCUGAAUACCCAAAUGAAUGUUAAUCAAAAAAUAACCUUUGCGGCGCAAUGUCUUCUUUGUGCUUUUCUAUAUUUACCAGCCUAUAUAACCAGACCACUGCCCUACAAUAAUAAUAAUAAUAAUAAUAAUUGUCUUAUAUGGCGCUACAUUAUAUACAUUGUGUGGAAAGUAUCUUUAGAGUAUAUAAAUUUAUGAUCACACCACUAGUACAUCUUAUUAAAUAGAUAAUUGGAACCGAAUGCACUUACAAUUGUUAUUUUAUUAUAUUUUAUUCAUUAUAUGUACAUGUACUCAAACAUUGUUUGUGGGAAAAAAAUGUUAUUGUAUUAUACUUUAUCAAUUAUAUUUUAUUAAUUAUCUGUGCAUAAUUAAUGUUUAUUAACUCUACCUGAAAAGAAUGAAAUAUAUUAAAGAUGUAAUCAAGUUGUAAGUUACUGAAAGUGGGGUUACUGUUUAAUUCAGUUAAAUAAUAAAGAUUUGGUUAAAGAAGUUUCUUGAAAAUUGGGUUUAAUUUCACUGUUAACUAUUAACAUUAGUUUAAUUUAAGUAAACAUUUGUAUGGCUCGGGCAACUUUUAGUUUUGAUAAAAAAAAAGCGAGAUUAAAUUUUAAAAAAUAAGAUCAUGUUUGAGUUGAGCCAUUUUGGCCAAUCUGGUCCAUCUACCAACGCCAAAUCAAAUCAUCCCUCUUCGAGUUUAGUCGGUAAUGUCAAAAAAAUAAUCCAGCCAAAUUGCAUUGACUUCGUUCGUUUCAUAUUGUUAAUAUAGGCUCCGAUCUCCAACAAAUUUUAAUUGAUUUAUAGUAUGAUUUUUCUCUUCAUAUUUUCAUAACUUUUAAUGUUUAACUUUUUAAAUAACUAUAUAUUUAGAUACAUGUUUUCAUAAGUUUUGUUAAUAUAGGCUCCGAUCUCCAACAAAUUUUAAUUGAUUUAUAGUAUGAUUUUUUUCUUCAUAUUUUCAUAACUUAAUGUUUAAUUUUUUAAAUAACUAUAUAUUUAGAUAGUUGUAUUCAUAACUUUUGAUCUUGAACUCUUUAAUAAAUAUAUAAUUUUU
Messenger RNA from Patella vulgata (common limpet), 5608 nucleotides. Its product is annotated as von Willebrand factor D and EGF domain-containing protein. The transcript is spliced from 18 exons. NCBI's taxonomy places the organism in Eukaryota, Metazoa, Mollusca, Gastropoda, Patellidae. The coding region runs from base 105 to 2942 and encodes 945 amino acids. The record is from RefSeq and is a predicted model, not a curated record.